Molecule: messenger RNA, 2061 nt
Organism: Penicillium coprophilum
Lineage: Eukaryota; Fungi; Ascomycota; Eurotiomycetes; Eurotiales; Aspergillaceae
Exons: 3
Coding region: 1-2061 (686 amino acids)
Biological process (GO): regulation of DNA-templated transcription
Cellular component (GO): nucleus
Molecular function (GO): transcription cis-regulatory region binding; zinc ion binding; DNA-binding transcription factor activity, RNA polymerase II-specific
Source: RefSeq, a predicted model, not a curated record
AUGGCUGGUCGAUCAGCGCCGUAUGGACAAGCGUGUUUAAGCUGCUUCAAAACAAAAUGCAAGUGCGUUCUACGUUCGGACGGCAAUGGAUGUGAAAGGUGCUACCGUCUUAAGCGCCCGUGCCAUCCCGCUGAUGCCAUACGCCGUCGCAGCGAUAAAAAGCAAAAUUCAUCGGACGCCCGUAUCGCAAAACUUGAGGGCACCCUCGACCAGCUAGUCUCGCUACUUUCUGUGGACAACACCCGUGGAGACAGAGUCAACAUAUGGUCGCACCAGCAAUCUCCCCCCAUCGUUCCAUAUCCAGACGUGGUCGCAGAAGGAAUCGAGGGAAGUGCCACAGUGAAGGGCCCCGCCCCCGCCUUUAUCAAUGAAGAAAACGAUACCGAUACCGACGCUGUCGGUGACUCUACUUCUUGGUGGGCGAUGAACAAUGCGAAUGAGUUCAGCGCCAACGGUAUCUCUGUUACCACCUCCUCGUCCUUGACCGGGUCGGGCGCAUUUGAAUCGCCCUCUGUGCCUAGGCCCUCUUUAUCUCCACCCCCUGCAUCGGUUUCUAUUGAUAUCUUCUGCUCACGUAUGCUGCACCACUUCCCCUUUUUUCAUUUCCCUGCCCACCUCACGGCCGAGCAGCUGCAGCUAGACCGACCGUUCCUGUUCCGCGCCAUUAUUUGCGUGACCUCGGCAUCGGUCGAGGGUAACAAAGCAAGCUCCCUCGAGCUGAAGCGUGUGCUUUGCGAAACGGCAUUCCUUCGACAAUCGCAGCAGAACCAGCAGCGACCACAGCAUGAAACAGUCGAUCUGCUGCUAGGUCUUCUUGUCUACAUUGCAUGGGGUUGGGAGCACUUGCGCAGCCGUCGCAGUCUAUCACGACUCAUGGGGGUGGCCACAUCAUUGGUUGGAGAAUUGCGCUCUCAUGACCAAGUUAUACCAGAUGUUUCGCACACAAUAAGGCACCUUGAACCAAACGGCGGCUAUGACGAUGUGUAUGGCGUCCCGAUAGCGACUACGGCGACAACGACAACGACAACGACAGCAAGUGCUGGGGCAUCUGAUACCCACCUCUACCUUGAGCGCCAGCGAGCCAUUCUAGGUUGCUUUGUGUUGGGGUCAGCGCUCUCAGCCUACUUCUCUCAGGCCGAUGCGCCACGGUGGACACCUCAAAUGGACGAAGGUUUUGCUGCCAUUUUCUCUAGCGGCAACAGCGUCGGAACAAAAUGCUCAUCUGAUGCUGCCCUGGCUCUUCAGGUCCGCAUGCAGUUGCUCGCUAUGAAGGCUGCCCAGGUCUGGGAGCGAGCCCAGCUUCCUGACCACCCCCCACCAGAGGCUCUUUCACGUCAAGCUCUCUUCUACAUCAAGACACUGAUGGGCCAGGUACAGGAACUCAGGGCGUCUGUCCCUCCAGCAUGCCAGCAGCACUUUGGCCUCCUCGCUCAGACGUAUUACACAGAGAUGUGUAUUAUAGAGUCCGUCCACCUCCAAGACUCCAUUCCCUCGUCACCGCCGAGAUAUGGACCCACGCGCAUAUCUUGCUUCUGGCAGUCAGCACUGACAAUUAAGUCGUGCGUGACAACCUUCCUGACCCUCUCGCCAUCUGGACUCCUUGGUGUCUCUUUUAUCCAGUGGGCUCAGCUGGCGCGGUGUUUGGCCACCUUGCACCGACUGAGCACGCUCCAAGAACCUGGCUGGGACCCAGCCACUGUGAGCAGGCUCGUUGAUCUCCCCGUCCUGUUAUCCUACACGGCGGAUAAGCUAGAGCUUGCUGCUGCUGAGGCUGGUGAGCAGCUCGGGUCAGUCGACGGUGUUUUCACACAACUAGCCCGCGGUCUACGCAUGUUCCAGUCGGCAUAUCACGAUUCAGUGCCACUUCCCCAACGGGAAGAGGCACAUAGAGCAAAGGAGGCAGGAACUAGAGCCGGGAUUAUACCGGAUGUCACCGAAGCUACAGCUCCAAUCACGGAAGCAUAUACAGAUGCGUUGGCAUAUACCCAACAGGCAGGUCCCACGUUAUGGUUAGAUCAGUUUUUUGUUGACUAUGACGAUCAGAUGCUAUCUACUUUGUAG